This is a messenger RNA of Sciurus carolinensis (gray squirrel), 2861 nucleotides long. RefSeq names its product patr class I histocompatibility antigen, A-126 alpha chain-like. Gene Ontology annotation, cellular component: external side of plasma membrane. Gene Ontology annotation, biological process: positive regulation of T cell mediated cytotoxicity; immune response; antigen processing and presentation of endogenous peptide antigen via MHC class I via ER pathway, TAP-independent. Bases 93 to 1208 code for a protein of 371 amino acids. Lineage: Eukaryota; Metazoa; Chordata; Mammalia; Rodentia; Sciuridae. Gene Ontology annotation, molecular function: signaling receptor binding; peptide antigen binding. The transcript has 5 exons. The record is from RefSeq and is a predicted model, not a curated record.
AGAGGAGCCAAUCAGCCUCGCCGGGGUUUCGAGCUGGAAAAUAUCUAAAACUGACCAAGACUGAUUCUUCCUUAAAACCCAAGGGUACAGGCAUGGCGCCUCGAACCCUGUUCCUGCUGCUCUCGGGGGUCCUGGCCCUUAGCGAGACGUGGGCUGGUUCCCACUCCCUGAGAUACUUCGACACCGCGAUGUCCCGGCCCGGCCGCGGGGAGCCCCGCUUCAUCUCCGUGGGCUACGUGGACGACACGCAGUUCGUUCGCUUCGACAGCGACACCGAGACGCCGAGGAUGGAGCCGCGGGUGCAGUGGAUGAAGCAGUUGGGGCUGGACUAUUGGGACCGGGAGACAAGGAAGGCCAAGGACGCUGCACAGGUUUACUGGGGCAGCUUGAACAACUUACGAGUUUAUUACAACCAGAGCGAGGGAGGUUCUCACAUCCUCCAGAUCUCUUCUGGUUGCGACGUGGAUGCAGACGGCCGCUUGCUCCGUGGGUACCGUCAGGAUGCCUACGACGGCGCCGAUUACAUAGCCCUGAACGAGGAUCUGCGCUCCUGGACUGCGGCGGACGCGGUGUCUCAGGCCACCCGGCGCAAGUGGGAGGCGGCUGGUGCCUCGGAGCCAUGGAGGGCCUACCUGGAGGGUCCUUGCGUGGAGUGGCUCCGCAAAUACCUGGAGAACGGGAAGGAGACGUUGCUGCGCACAGACCCCCCGAAGACACAUGUGACUCACUACCCCAGACCUGAAGGAGUUGUCACCCUGAGGUGCUGGGCCUUGGGCUUCUACCCCAAGGAGAUCACCCUGACCUGGCAGAGGGAUGGGGAAGACCACACCCAGGACAUGGAACUUGUGGAGACCAGGCCUGCAGGGGAUGGAACCUUCCAGAAGUGGGCAGCUGUGGUGGUGCCUUCUGGGGAGGAGUGGAGAUACACAUGCCAUGUGCACCAUGAGGGGCUGUCUGAGCCUCUGGCCCUGAGAUGGGAGUCACCUCCUCAGUUCAUCAUCCCCAUUGUGGGCACCUUCGCUGGCCUGGCUGUCCUUGGAGUUGUGGCGGUGGUUUUGAUGAGGAUAAAAAUGAACAGAAGGGAAGAGGAGUGUGAUUUUUCUUGUUUUAAGCCCCAUGGAGAAGCGUGUGCUACCUCACUAAUGGGAAUCACCAUCCACACACAUACAAGUGCUCAUCUAGCAGGGCCCCUGAUUCCCAGCAGUUAGAGAUCAAAGGGGGGAUAUCCCUGCUGAGGACAGAUGUCCAGUUGAUUCAGUCCUUGCACUUUUCUUUUCCUUGAGCCUGUUGAUCCUUUUCUGUCUUUACAGUCACAGUUCAGGUAACUUCCCUGGGGUCUAGGUUUAGGGGAUUCCUUUAGGUCCUCAUGGUCCUGUCUCAUAGGUCCUCUCACCAGUUGUUUUCUUCUCAUAGGUAGAAAAAGAGUGAGCUAUACUCAGACUCCAAGUAAGUAGAGUGAAGGGAUGAUCCUUGGGAUUGUGUAGUCAGCAGCCAAUGGGGCAGCUCACUCAUACUUUCUAUGGGCUCUGCUAUAUUUGUGUCAGUUUGGAUCUGAAAUGUCUCUCUAAGGCUCAUAUGUCAAAGACUUGGUCCCCAUUAGGACUUUUGGGAAGUGAUCAGAUCUUGAGGACUCUGAUCCUGUGAGUGGAUUCAUUCAUUGAUGGGUUCAUAAUUGACUGGACUAUUGAGAGAUGAUGGAAACUGUAGGAGGCAGUGUGUAGGCAGAGAAAAUAAGUCACUGAUGGUAUGUCCUUGUCCCUAUCCCUAGUCCCUUCCCCCCAUCUCUCUCCCCCUGUCUGUUUCCUGACUGCCAUGAGAUGAGUAGCCUCCUCCACCAUAUGCUCCUUCCACUAUGAUGAUAAGCCCAGAAACAAUGGAACCAGUGGAUCAUGGACUGAAACCUCUGAAACUUUGAGCCAAGAUAAAUGUUUUCUCCUUUCAGUUUUCUUAGAUAUUUUGUCAUGGCAUUGAAAAGCUGACUAACAUCUUAUUUUUUCUGCCCCAGGUAGUGACAAUGCCCACGGCUCUGAAUUGUCACUCAUGGCUUGUAAAAAUGACAACCUGGAGGGUCUGAAGUACAAAAGGGGGUGGGGCAGAGAGGACAGGACUGGGUAUAGGAAAUUUAUGAAUUUGGACCUUUUGGUUGAUUGAUGGGUUGUUCAGCAUGCUGUCACUUGUAACAACUGCCCUGAAUUUGUGCAUGAUUCUUUUGUUCUGUAGCAUGAGACAGCUGCCUUGUCUGGGACUGAGCGACAUAAGACUGGUUCAAGCCUCCCCUUUGUGACUUGAAGAACCCAGGAUCUCUUUCUGCAGAGGUGUUUGAAUAUGUUCACAAUGUUACUGGCAUAAUGUGAGGAGGUGGGGAGACCAGCACAUUCGUGCCUACCAGUGUGAAGAGCAAUGACAGAGAAUGGGAGAGCAGUGACUGAGAUUGGGGGUCUCUGAUGACCUCAUGACUGUGGCUGCCCGGUGCCCAGGAAUGUAUCUGUGCAAGGGCAUAGAAUGCCUAGCUGCUGUGGUAAAGCCCUGCAUGAGGAGGCUCUGUGGAAGAGUCCUAUCAGCUUCAACCUUGAUCUCAGGCACAUAACUUCCAGUAUAGAGGAAUUCUUAUGCUACACAACUACCGUGUUUCACCAGCUCUGCUACUCCUGAGCCUGCCCGAUUAACAGUAACUUUAAACAAUGGACCUUCUUGAGCACUACACCAAAGCUCCUAACAUUGCACAUUGCAACCAUGGUUUGCAACUGAGGAAAACUGCAUAGAUGUUUCUAGUUUUUGUAACUUUCUGAGUACAAAGAAUAAUGCUUGCACAGUCUUUAACCUGAUAAUGAGACACAUAUAAAUAAAGGUUGCUGUCCUAA